CCGCCCGGCCCGCGCUGACGUUGGACAACAAAGAUGGCGGCGGGGAGCAGCAACUACUGGGAAGAUCUCAGGAAGCAGGCGAGGCAGCUGGAGAACGAGCUGGACCUGAAGCUGGUCUCCUUCAGCAAGCUCUGCACCAGCUACAGCAGCUCCCGAGACGGAAGACGCGACAGGUAUAGCUCUGACACAACUCCUCUACUAAAUGGAUCGAGCCAGGACAGAAUGUUUGAGACCAUGGCUGUGGAAAUUGAGCAACUUCUGGGAAAGCUGACUGGGAUAAAUGACAAGAUGGCAGAGUACACCAACAGCGCGGGCGUGCCGUCGCUGAACGCGGCGCUGAUGCACACGCUGCAGCGCCACAGGGACAUCCUGCAGGAUUACACACACGAGUUCCACAAAACCAAAGCAAACUUCUUGGCAAUACGAGAAAGGGAGAACCUGUUGGGAUCGGUACGGAAAGACAUCGAGUCGUAUAAAAGCGGCUCUGGCGUGAACAACAGGAGAACAGAGCUGUUCCUGAAGGAGCACGAGCACCUCCGCAACUCAGAUCGACUGAUAGAAGAAACAAUAAGCAUUGCCAUGGCAACAAAAGAAAAUAUGACUUCUCAGAGAGGGAUGUUGAAGUCAAUACAAAGCAAGAUGAAUACCUUGGCAAACCGUUUUCCAGCCGUGAACAGCCUGAUCCAAAGGAUCAACCUGCGCAAGCGCCGCGAUUCCCUCAUCCUGGGCGGCGUCAUCGGCGUCUGCACCAUCCUGCUGCUGCUCUACGCCUUCCAUUGAUGGCUGCUCCCCCCUGGACUCUGCCAAACCUCAUCACACCCUUCCCUCCUCCCAGCCAAGGAAAAGUGACUUGGGGGAAGCAUCAGACUCGCACAGCCUGCUCCUGGCUGGGGCUGUCAGCAUGGGUGUCUGGAGCUUCUGAUGGUAGCCACCGACACUGGGCUCGGGCUGAAGCUGCAGUGUUUCUCCUCCCCUGUUCACCUUCCUUGGGGUUAAAUUUGGUGGGAUUUGUUUGUCUUUAAUUCCCUUUCUCACUGCGAGGUAAGUGCCCAUGGGAUGCUUAACCAGGACUGGGGCAGCAGUUCCAGUGCUCAGCAGUGCUGGGGAGGUUUGGUGCUGGCUGGGGAGUGGGAGAGGAUUAGGUUUGCCUUGUGUGGAAGCUCAGCAGGAAGGCUUUUCCCUCUAAUCCCAGCCCAGUACUGAGUUUCACCCUGAGAGAUGAAUAUUGCAGCUUUAAGCCUUCAGGUUGCUUUACUACUAAAUACAUGUUCUGUAAUUCUUUUUAACUCCUGAUUGAGAUUCUAGUUAUUUCUGCAUAAUUCAUGCUGUGAAAACUGUGCUUCACACAAAUUCCUCAAAGUUAACAAAAAAAAAGGGGAGUUUGUGUUCACUUUUUGCACAGAACAUGAAUAUGAAAGUACCCUCUGAGGGAGAUCAUAAGAUUUUUUGUGGCUUUAAAGGGACUGACAAAGUCCCACUGUGUAAAAAGGGAGCACAGUGUCCCAGCAGCUGUUUACUCAAGUGUUCAGUCAUCUGAAAAGUGACCAAACAUGAGUUCACCUGAAGGAAUCUUUUGGGUGCAAACGCUUUCAUUUUGGCUGGCAUCAUAAAAGAUCUUUAUAAAGACACAAUAAGCAGUUUACAAAGCCUAUACUGUAAUUUAGGUGAAGUUAUUCUGAUAGUGCACGUAAGAAGGAUAUGAUCUAAACUGUUGAUUGGAAAUGAAAAUGAUGAUGGUUAUAACAAAGGUUUUGGACAUAACUCCUCCUAGCCAAGAGCUGACUGUAUGAAUAGUGAAACAAGUGUUAUUUACCAUUAUCUGGGGGGGAAAAACUUUUUCUUGGUCUGGACAGGCAAAAAGAACCCUGUUGUUUGUCUGUAAACAAAGCUGACAUCUGCAGUGGCUUUGGCCCUGCAGCUUCCCAGAUCACAGCUUUUUCUGCUCUUUCAACAACACUUUUCCAUCUGUCAUAUCAUAACCCAAUAAAUUCGAGCCUUGGCACUGAAAUACCUUUCUAAGAACUUGAUUAACUCUUUUCACAAUCCACUUAGAGUGCUCCUAACAGAUUCCAUGUGUUCCAUCUCCCACAAAUGUCACACAGUCCCCAUGUUCUCCUCUGGAGCAGAGUCCAGUGGGAUGGACACAAUUUUUUACUUCAUUUUAUAGUGCCUGUGAGCUGGAGGGAAUAGAGACUUGUGUAGUGUGCAAACCCGCGCUGUUACACCCAAAAUGUCUGGAUUUAAAGGCUUCUUUGCAGACUUAAUAACCCUGUGCUAAAAAGUCAACAAGGGCUUCUAAUCAGCCAUCCUGCCACUGGGAUUUGGAAGCAUUUGGAAUUAAGAUGUGUAAAACUGUGGGGCUUGAAUUUGAAAUAAAGGGUGAUUAUUUGGUUGAUUUGGGAACGUUCUCAUUUGGAAAUGAAGUGUUUAUUAAGGGGGUUUAUGAAAAAGCUUGAUGGAUAAAGGAGGGUUAUUAAUGGGUCUGUGUGUUGGGAGAUCAAACUCUCCCUGUUGCCUUUUCUUUGAUUCCUCCUCCCCCCUGAGGGACCCUGAUCAGCACUUGUGCAUCUGUUUAGGAUUUGUAGGAUUUGGUUGCUCUAUAGUUGGCAAUAUAAGAUCUUCAGUACCAUAAAUAAAUUCAUUUAUUUAAUCUUAUAACAAGUCUUUUUAUUGGACUUAACUGAUUAUUUGGUGCAUAUAUUUAAUCUUAUUGUGAAAAAGCUGCUAUGGAAAAUAUGUAGAUUAUAAUAAAUAUGUAAACAUAAUUGAUUUUUCAUGUUAUGAAAAUGUUCUGGAGGAACUGAUAUAUUUUAGUAUAAAAUAAUGGAAAUAUGCUGAAUUAUCUCUGAUAAAGCUUUACUGGAAAUGGUUUCGGUGUUGGCAGCCCCUCCAUGGUUUUUGUUUGUGCUGGUUUUGAGUCAGUUUUGUGUUGAAAAAUACAUUUAAUUAUCUUUGGAGUUUUCCCUUCAUCAUCAUCUGGCAGAGCGAGCGGGUGUUGUGCUGUGCUCCCUGGAGGGAUGUGUUUGCAUCUGGCCCAGGGAAAGGCUUCCAAAUUCAGGAGAAUCAGCCUCAUAAUUCAUCUCUAACAGCCUGGACCUUGGUCAGGACAAUGGACUGGAAAAUGAACACAGUGGGUUGGUAGCAUUCUGCCUCAAAUCCCAAAAUACAGGUUUGUGUGUCUCCUGUUGCUAAA
Messenger RNA from Melospiza melodia melodia, 3193 nucleotides. It is a transcript of the gene GOSR1, whose product is annotated as golgi SNAP receptor complex member 1. The record is from RefSeq and is a predicted model, not a curated record. The coding region runs from base 34 to 780 and encodes 248 amino acids. Gene Ontology annotation, biological process: endoplasmic reticulum to Golgi vesicle-mediated transport; vesicle fusion. The transcript is spliced from 9 exons. NCBI's taxonomy places the organism in Eukaryota, Metazoa, Chordata, Aves, Passeriformes, Passerellidae. Gene Ontology annotation, cellular component: Golgi membrane; Golgi medial cisterna; SNARE complex. Gene Ontology annotation, molecular function: SNAP receptor activity.